Molecule: messenger RNA, 438 nt
Organism: Peronospora matthiolae
Lineage: Eukaryota; Oomycota; Peronosporomycetes; Peronosporales; Peronosporaceae
Source: the annotation of a GenBank genome assembly
AUGGCACGAUAUCGAGUGUACACUGAUAGAGGUCUUGGUGCGUCAUCGUCACUUCGUAGGGUUAUAUAUAGUCGCCAAACAGGCGAGGACCUUGUGCGGAAAGCGUCUUCAAAGACAGCCUGGAUUUCGGAAGUUCAUCGACAUGUCUACUCCGUUUGUCGGUCUUUCAAUGCGGCGAACGCACUAGUGAUUGUGUCCACCGAGGUCAAUGCUUAUACACCUAAAGACCGCGCGCUCGGCCUGCGGUUGAUGCUCGACGUGUUGGAUGACGAGCUCUCAGUUAGUGAAGCAUUGCUAGCGUACCGAUGUAUAAAGCGGAACGAAGCGUUUGCACUGGAACAUCCAAGUUGUAGUCUAUCGCGUGUGCUCGUUGUUAAUGCUUGCGAGCUUUGCGCGGAGUAUCUGUGCCAUUGCGUGUGUGGACGAGACGUCAACUAG